This is a messenger RNA of Prorocentrum cordatum, 572 nucleotides long. The record is from the annotation of a GenBank genome assembly. Lineage: Eukaryota; Dinophyceae; Prorocentrales; Prorocentraceae.
AGGGCCUGCCGCUCCAGAGCGUCGACGCGGACGAGUGGGCCGCGAUGGCGCGGCGGCUCGCGCAGCAGGUGCCACCCGACGAGCUCAUCGCGCGCUUGCCGCUCGCGCGUGUUCGGGCGCUGCCGCCUUCCUGCCCGAUGUUGCAUUUCCCGCACCCGUGGAUGGGCCGAUGCGGCGGAAGAGCUGGCUCCUCCCGAGAGGUUGACGUUUGCAGGUUGGCGCCGUGCUACACAGGGGCGCGGCCGCGCAAGGCGAGCAGGCUGUGGCGAGUACUUUACCUGCUGGGGCUCAUGCUGCGGGCCAGAGCGAGGCGGCUUCCGUUCGCGCUGCUGCCCGCGGAGGCCCACCACGGCGGGCCCGCGGGCAAGCCGCCCUGGCGCCUGCUGCCGGCCAUCGGCGUGGGCGGCGCGGCGGCGGCGCUACUGGCGUGCGCGGUGUCCGCGUGGUCGUGACACCGCCGCGCCGGGCGCGCGCGCGGGGCUUUGGGCGCGGCAGGGGCUGGGCGCGCGGCCUCGCGCUUGGCCGCCCCACCGGUCCUCGCCUGGCGCGGGGGCAGCUCAGCGCAUCGCGCG